This is a messenger RNA of Spodoptera litura, 678 nucleotides long. Its product is annotated as pupal cuticle protein 20-like. Gene Ontology annotation, cellular component: chitin-based extracellular matrix. The record is from RefSeq and is a predicted model, not a curated record. Lineage: Eukaryota; Metazoa; Arthropoda; Insecta; Lepidoptera; Noctuidae. Gene Ontology annotation, molecular function: structural constituent of chitin-based larval cuticle.
UCUACGGAAUAGCAUCUCAUCGAAAAAUUAAGAACCAAAAAAUGGCCGGAUUAAAGAUCGUUUCAACCCUUGCACUUUUCUCCGUGGUGUCAGCUGGCCACCUCGGGAACUUCCAAUCCUCUACUGGAUACAAUGCAUUCGGUGCGGGUGCUUACAACCCUGGCUCAGCAUCAGCCUACAAUGGCGGAUAUGGGGCACAUAUCCCCAUACUGAGAUACGAGAAUGUGAACAAUGGUGAUGGGACUUACAGAUACAGCUACGAGACUGGAAAUGGCAUCGCAGCUCACGAAAGUGGUGCCCCACGUGCUCCUGGCCCCGAAGGUCUUGCAGUAACAGCGGAAGGUGGUUUCUCGUACCGCGCCCCUGACGGCCAGCAGGUCUCCCUCACCUAUACCGCUGAUGAGAACGGCUUCCAUCCCGUCGGCUCCCACAUCCCUACACCACCUCCGAUCCCAGAAGCCAUCCUCCGCUCCAUUGAGUACAACAGACAACAUGGUUCAUCUGGCGAGGGUCGCUACCACCACGGCUACAACUAUUGAAUGCAUCGCGAUCGAUGACUGACUGCGGCUACGAACCGAACGAACAUGUAUAGCACCCAUUGUUAUAAGCAUCAAUCACUAUUUAUUCCAUUAUUACAUGUUAUUUGUUAUUAUGGGCUUUAAUAAAGUUUUAAGAAUG